This is a messenger RNA of Arachis duranensis, 1428 nucleotides long. RefSeq lists its product as uncharacterized. Bases 234 to 1253 code for a protein of 339 amino acids. The record is from RefSeq and is a predicted model, not a curated record. Gene Ontology annotation, molecular function: protein-folding chaperone binding. NCBI's taxonomy places the organism in Eukaryota, Viridiplantae, Streptophyta, Magnoliopsida, Fabales, Fabaceae. The transcript is spliced from 3 exons. Gene Ontology annotation, cellular component: cytosol.
UACCUAGUACUCAGUGGUGUGUGACACAAGUGCAACUGUCAUUUGUUGUUUUGAGCCCAGAUAUGUUUUAUGUUUCUGUGUAAACCAAACCACUGCUUCGUCUGUUCCUUCUUUUCACCGGUGAUUACUGAUUACACACGUUUCUCCGGCCACAACAAAAAUAACUGAGGAAUCGGAGGGAGAAAAAUAUAGAAAAAGAAAAAAGGAAAAAUUAGAGAUAGAAAGAAGAAGAGAUGGGUGUGGACUACUACAAAAUUCUACAGGUAGAUCGAGGUGCGAAAGAUGAUGAUCUCAAGAAAGCGUAUCGGAAGCUUGCAAUGAAGUGGCACCCUGACAAGAACCCUAACAACAAGAAGGAAGCUGAGGCCAAAUUCAAGCAAAUCUCUGAAGCCUAUGAUGUGUUGAGUGAUCCACAAAAACGAGCAGUUUAUGAUCAGUAUGGAGAGGAGGGAUUGAAGGGGCAGGUGCCACCCCCAGGAGCUGGUGGAUUUUCCGCUGCAGAUGGUGGGCCAACGACGUUCCGGUUCAACCCCAGAAGUGCUGAUGAUAUUUUCUCCGAGUUUUUUGGGUUUUCAAGCCCCUUUGGUGGAAUGGGUGAUAUGGGCGGCCGUCCAGGUGCAUCUGGAUUUCCCAGGGGCAUGUUUGGUGAUGAUAUCUUCACUUCCUUUAGGCAUCCAGCUGGAGAAGGCUCUACCAAUAUGCCAAGGAAAAGUGCACCGAUCGAGAGAACACUGCAGUGCAGUUUGGAGGAUUUGUACAAAGGGACCACCAAGAAAAUGAAGAUCUCCAGGGAUGUUACAGAUGCCAGCGGGAGAGCCACCACAGUAGAGGAAAUUCUGACAAUAGAGAUCAAGCCAGGUUGGAAGAAGGGAACAAAAAUAACUUUCCCGGAGAAGGGGAAUGAACAGCGAGGAGUUAUACCGGCUGACCUAGUUUUCAUUAUUGAUGAGAAGCCUCAUAGCCUCUUCAAGAGAGAUGGCAAUGAUCUUGUUGUGACACAGAAGAUUUCUCUAGUAGAAGCUCUCACGGGUUACACGGCGCAACUGACAACCCUUGAUGGGCGAAGCAUCUCCGUCCCCAUCAACUCCAUCAUUAGUCCGUCAUAUGAAGAAGUCGUCAAAGGCGAGGGCAUGCCAAUCCCCAAAGAACCUUCCAAAAGGGGGAACUUGAGAAUCAAGUUCAAUAUCAAGUUUCCAUCGAGGCUUACGUCGGAGCAAAAAGCCGGCAUUAAGCGGUUAUUGACCUCUCCAUAAUAAAACAAUGGUGGUAGCUCUCCCUACCACUGCACCAUACCCAUGUAAGAUUGCAAUUAUUUUGAUUCUCAGCCUUUGAUUUUCCACACGGAAAUUCUUGCCUUUGUGAACUGGGUUUUCAAUUAGAACAGUGUAUUUAACUUUUAUUUAGAAGUUUGUUAUUUGUUUGUUGCUU